AUGUUCGUCGAAAACAUGAGUGUCUCCUCUGCUCAUGCGUCCCCCUCGCAAGAGAGUGGAUACGUCCUCUCGCCUGCUUGCGCUUCGCCUCCUUCUUCUUCGUCUCUGCCUCCUUCUUCUUCGUCUCUGCCUCCUUCUUCUUCGUCUCUGCCUCCCGCUUCUUCGUCUCAGCCUCCCGCUUCUUCGUCUCAGCCUCUGCUGGCAUCUUGUUCGCUGUCUGCUGCGCAUCUGUCGCUGCUGCCUGCCUGUGUUUCUCUGGAGAGUUUGAGUGAGGAAGACCGUCGCUUGGUUGCUCAGUUUCGGGUGUCUCUGGAAGCCUUGACAGGUUCGAUGGAGAGCAUCGUGGCUGCAAGCGACGCGCUGCUGUUCCGAGGGAAUUACCCAGUGGUGCACUGCCUCCUCGGCGCCUGGAUGGACGCGUUCAAAGCCCAGAGCGACAGCGAGAAGCUUCUCUUUCUCCUCUACGUUCUGAACGACGCACUGCAGAAGAGCGCAAGUCGCCGGUGCCUGUGUCUCCUCCAACUCGCGCUGGCGCCGCUUCGCGCCUUCUGCGUCGAGGUGGCGCAACGCCAUGCGGGGAUUCUCGACGCGAGUUCCCGCGUUUUCAAGAUCUUGAAGGUUCGGCGAGUCUUUGGAAACAACGAGAAUGGAGACGCUAUCUGCGCAGCUUUCCUCGCUCUCCUCCAGGGCGCUCCGAGUGUCUCUCUUCCACCUGUCUCCCCGGAGACGCUCAAACUGUCUCCGCUCGAGAGCAGGACUUCUGCGUCUUCUCCGCCGACUUCCGGUCUGCCCGCCUUUGCUUCUCCUCACGCGCCCUCCGCCGCUGCGGGAGGCGCGAGUGCGUUCGCGCCUCCAGGUGUAGCUACAGCUUCCUCGGCGCCUUGUCUGCCUGCGGCCAUCGACAGCUUCAGUCUGCAGUUUCCCUCCAAAAACGACGCAGCCGUCGCAGCGUACGUCGACGCUCUGUUUCCGGAAGAAAUGGGAGAGACGCGUUUCAGAGGCGCAGUCAAGGAGGCUCUCGAGGCGAUUCGCGCCGUUCAGUCCGCCAUUGCAGACAAAGGCCUCGCGAGGCUAAAACAGGAGCAGCAGCUUGCGCAGCUGACGCGAGAGAAGAAACUUCUGGAAGAGCAGCAGAGACAGAAGCGCGUCAAGUUCUCCAAAUGCGGAGUGCUUCCGGAAGACGAGGCGACGGCGGUGUUGGACCUCGAGCGAGAAAAUGAAGAGGCUGCUCAAAAACGCCUUCUCGCGCACAGCGCAGCCACCCGCGCGAAGCUACGAGUUCUCUUGGAACUCGAGUGGAAUCAGAGAAUCGAUCUACAAGAGCGACUCGCGAGUUUGGCGGAGACAGUCGAAUCCCGCAUGGAGGCCGUCCUUGCUCGCCAUGUUCGUUGCCGAGAAGUGAAGACAAUUGUCGAUCGCGCGCUUCACACUACGCUUCGUCAGCAAGCCUCCAAAGGCGUCGGUGGUCAACCAUCCACUGCGCCCUCUUCGACGUCUCCUUCCUCUUCUUCCGCUUCGUCGCCUUCUUCGCUUUCGUCAGCAGUUUUGCCUCGGGGGCCUUCCGAGAAUUCAGAGCCGCCUGCCUCCUCUGUCUCUUCCUCGGGAGGGGGGAGCGCAGAGCAAGAAAUUGCUUCGUGA
This is a messenger RNA of Toxoplasma gondii ME49, 1638 nucleotides long. RefSeq lists its product as hypothetical. The transcript has 3 exons. The coding region runs from base 1 to 1638 and encodes 545 amino acids. The record is from RefSeq and is a predicted model, not a curated record. NCBI's taxonomy places the organism in Eukaryota, Apicomplexa, Conoidasida, Eucoccidiorida, Sarcocystidae.